This is a messenger RNA of Dromiciops gliroides (monito del monte), 1040 nucleotides long. RefSeq names its product EMG1 N1-specific pseudouridine methyltransferase (gene EMG1). NCBI's taxonomy places the organism in Eukaryota, Metazoa, Chordata, Mammalia, Microbiotheria, Microbiotheriidae. Gene Ontology annotation, cellular component: nucleolus; small-subunit processome. The record is from RefSeq and is a predicted model, not a curated record. The coding region runs from base 144 to 893 and encodes 249 amino acids. The transcript has 6 exons. Gene Ontology annotation, molecular function: rRNA (pseudouridine) methyltransferase activity; rRNA binding. Gene Ontology annotation, biological process: rRNA base methylation.
CAGCCGUGGCAUCGUUCUCUCGGUUCACGUUCCCUCUUCAAAGAUGGUAACCGGAAGUCACAGAGUCCGGGCGGAAGUCGUUGCAUCCCGGCGCCCGUUUCUAGAGAAGCAUCCUGGGUAAAGUUUGCGCCAUUUCCAACCCUAUGCCCGGUUGUAAGAUGGCGGCGCCCAGUGAUGGUUUCCAGACACGUGAACGGCGCAAUCGGGAGCCGGAGCGAGAAUGGGAUGCGGUGGAACCGAAACGGCCCCGCCUCGGAGCGGGGAGCAAAAUCGGGGGUCGGAGGCUCGUGGUGGUGCUGGAAGGGGCCAGCCUGGAGACUGUCAAGGUAGGGAAAACCUAUGAGCUGCUCAACUGUGACAAACACAAAUCUAUACUUUUGAAAAAUGGACGGGACCCUGGAGAAGUCAGACCUGACAUAGCCCACCAGAGCUUGUUGAUGCUGAUGGACAGCCCCCUGAACCGUGCUGGCUUGCUCCAGGUUUAUAUCCAUACUCAAAAAAAUGUUCUGAUUGAGGUGAACCCCCAGACUCGGAUUCCUCGGACCUUUGACCGCUUCUGUGGCCUCAUGGUUCAGCUCCUGCACAAACUCAGUGUUCGAGCAGCUGAUGGCCCCCAGAAGCUGUUGAAGGUGAUUAAGAAUCCAGUGUCAGACCAUUUUCCUGCAGGCUGUAUGAAGAUUGGCACUUCCUUUUCUGUCCCUGUUGUCAGUGAUGUUAAAGAGCUGGCUCCCAGCAGUGACCCUAUUGUCUUUGUCGUUGGGGCCUUUGCCCAUGGCUCGAUCAAUGUGGAUUACACAGAGAAGAUGGUAUCCAUCAGCAACUAUCCCCUUUCUGCUGCUCUUACCUGUGCCAAACUUACCACAGCCUUUGAGGAAGCAUGGGGUAUCAUUUAACAAUGGAAGACAUUGCUCCCAUACAUUAAGACUGUUUAUCACAUCGUGAAAGCCAUGGAACUGACUGCUGGACAGUCCUGCUUACAGGAUCUUAUUGUACCAAAGGACUUUUAGACUGUUCUUUUCGUAUUGGCUUCUCCAUAUAAA